CAAAGUCCUAUUGGCCCCCUCACAGGAAGCAGCUUGCAAACGGUUGUCUAUUUGAAAAGCUGAUUGUGAAGGACUCAGUUUGCCUUUGCCAAAAUAUUUCCCAGCAAUGUCAUGCUCUGAAAGAUCCGUUUUCACGGCGUUUUCUGUUAACUCUUUAAUAAUCGGCGAUCGAAAGGAGCUCUCCGACGCCACCUAUCAGCUCGGCAAUUCUGAAGAGCACUGCCAUGUCCAAAAUACCUGGGGGUCUGUUCCAAAUGAAACCAUACCCGGGGAAAUGAACCAGCUCCAGCAAUCACCGCAGCAGGAAGGCAUGGUUUUGCUUCGACAUGAAUUCCACCAGGGAUUAGUAAAUUGGGGAGAACCGCGCUUGAGUCCCGGCCGGGUGCAGCAGGUCAGCGCGUGCCCUCUCAGCGCGCUAAACAGGAAAGACGAUUCCUCCUACUUCACAUUGGACUCGGACAAGCCUUCUAAUAAACCACUAGCGGACGCUUCCGCCUUCACCAGACUAAUGACAGACAGUGGUUCCGUGGGCAUCGGCGCUGGUCCCAUUCAGAGCUACUUCGGUGCAGAACAGCAAUCCUACUCUGGGCCGAAACUCCCCCAUCACAGGAGCCAGGACGUGUCCUCGGUCUGUCUCCCGAACGCGUCUCAUUCAGAUACUCGACAGCUGUACAACCUGAGCUUCCCAGUCAAGCCUUGCCUUGAUAAAAAGCUCGUUGACGAUGACUUAGAGGUCUGCAACACCGUGUGUCCAACCCAGAGGAACAAUACUACGAUCAUCCUCACCCUCAACAACAAUCACAACAACGAGGAAGAAGCAGAGCUAGGUUUACGGCGAGAACAGCCCCUCUCAGACUGUCCCGACGGCAAUAAAACUCACAGACAGCAGACGCAAGAGGAAAGGAAAUUGGAGAACGCCCCAAGCGGAUGGUUGUCAGCGAAAGCAGGAAGGAAAAAACGGUGCCCUUACACCAAACACCAAACGCUAGAACUGGAGAAGGAAUUCCUCUUUAACAUGUACCUGACUCGAGAGCGCCGCCUAGAGAUCAGCCACAGCGUCAAUCUCAGCGACCGUCAGGUCAAAAUCUGGUUCCAGAAUCGCCGGAUGAAACUUAAAAAAAUGAGAAGAGAGCACAGGACCCUGGGCGCGAGUGCACAUUACUCCAUGUGACACAAUUCUGUCAGAUAAAGAAUUCUAAUUCGCGCGACACAAAAAUAUACAAAAAUAAAUAAAUGCAAAGCCAAGAUGGUUAAAGCGGAAAAUAUGGAUAAUAUUAAAACAAAUGUCCUACCAUGAAGAACACAGAAUAUCCUUGCAUACGGGCCUACAUGUUUAUGACAAAAAGACAUAGUCUUCGCUACGUUUCUCCAGAGCCACGUGUGCCCCGCAACACAAAAUACAAACCCCUUCUGGUUCAUUUGUAUUCAAAACACCCCUUUUUUGUCAUUUUUAUGUUUUUCUUUCGUUUACUUAGUUUCAGUGGACAUCUGAAAGAUAUUUCGUUGUGGUCUGGAGAUGCGUUGUUUACAACUCGUGAGUAUGAAAAUACAGACUAAUGCCUGUUUUCCAUUAAUUAGCCUGUAAAAGAUCACUUCAUUUCUUUAUGUUCACGCUAUUUUAUUAAUUUCAGGUACUAGUGAUAUUAAAGGGAUACUUAUAAAAUGUCAAUAAAUUAAAAUGUUCUGAAAUGCUUACCAAUAUAAGCACAGUGUAGUAUCGGGGUGAAUGAACCAGUAAUGCUGGUUUGAGAACGUAGCCUAUGCAGGCCAUACUGAAAAUGCUGGCAAGUUCAUUGCACGAAAGGAGUUCUGUGAAUUCAAAAUGCGGAUGAAUGUACUAUAAUGUUUAUAACCAGACGGCUUAUUGUAUUUUGCGUUUUGGGUACUUUAAUCACUGUAAUUUCUAUAGAUAAAUGUUCUUUCUAUGUAAUAACCAGUCGUUGUGCUGGGUAUAAUGUGCUGAAGGAUAAUCUUUCCCGAUUCGAAUAUUUAUUAUUGCGUACAUGUUUAAAUGGUUUCUAGAGAUCUGACAUAUCUAGCAUAUUUGUUUCUAAGGAAUUUGACUUGCGGAAUUUAAUAUCAGUGAUAGACCUCUUAAUAUAAUGCUUUAGUAAGGACGAUUCAUGACACUGGGGAACUGUAGUGUGAGCCAGUGGGCGUAGGCCUAUAUCACUAAUUCUGUGGAAUGUGUCUUGGGACUCAGUGCUGUUUGUUCCAAUAAAGUUGGGUUAAAUUAUAUUAUUAUUAAUAAUAAUAAUAAUAAUAAUAAUAAUAAUAAUAAUAAUAAUAAUAAUAAUAAAUCAUAAUAACAAUGAGGAGGAGGCAAAUUCGUCAACCCAAUGUUAAAAUGGCGACUGUUUUUACACUCCAAUAUUUGAACAUUGUGUUUAACUUUGAAAAUGUUAUAAGCCGGCUGAUUUAAUGGUCUGUAUGUAGGCCCUACUGGUUUUUACGAAAGAUAGAGAGGGGCGAAUACAGUCUGAACAAGUUGAAGAAAUAUUAGUCAACAUUUGAAAAUAUUUAAACAAAAUGAUCAAACAUACAUGGGCAGCAUUAUAUUAUAUGUGUGAUCAUACAAUAUAGGACAAUAGGACCGUGCACGAUACAGUACGCGCAUGGUCUGCAAUGCCAAAGUAUUCCACGCAUAACAGAAAUUCCUCCUAUGCGAUGUGUGUGUGUGUGUGUGUGUGUGUGUGUGUGUGUGUGUGUGUGAUAUAGCGUGUAGUUAGCCAAAUAUUGCUUUCUGUUCUCAUGUGAUGUAUUUACAUUUUAGAAUUUCAUUAGGAACGUGUGUGGCUACACUUUCCUUAGGUUGAAUGUAUAAUUCCUACUCUUUUGUCUGCCUGUAGGUUUGUAUUGUUUGAACCGCCAUGAUGAGACUGCACCAUUUUAAACGUCACCGAUUGGAUGAGACUCUCCAUAAAAUUAAAGUAUUUUAAAUUUGUG
Messenger RNA from Anguilla rostrata (American eel), 2946 nucleotides. RefSeq names its product homeobox B10a (gene hoxb10a). The record is from RefSeq and is a predicted model, not a curated record. The transcript has 2 exons. Gene Ontology annotation, molecular function: RNA polymerase II cis-regulatory region sequence-specific DNA binding; DNA-binding transcription factor activity, RNA polymerase II-specific. Bases 107 to 1171 code for a protein of 354 amino acids. Gene Ontology annotation, biological process: regulation of transcription by RNA polymerase II. Gene Ontology annotation, cellular component: nucleus. Lineage: Eukaryota; Metazoa; Chordata; Actinopteri; Anguilliformes; Anguillidae.